AUGGCGCACAUUAUGCAUGACAUCCAUGGGCUCUUUGAUGGCGAGAGAGGGAUGAUGGAGGACCGGGAAGGGGGGGAUGCUGUCAGUCUCGGGAAGGAGCCUGUUGCGUCCGGCUCCCGCGGGGGAUCUGCGGAAGACGGCGGGAAGGAGGACGGAUCGUCCGUCCGCAGGCUCACGCUGCCGCCGCGACCCGGGGAUUUGCCUCUUCUUUAUGGCGUUCCUCCGAACCCGAUCCUGUCAUUAGGGUCCUCCAGGGACACCGGGGCCCUUUUUUCAGUGGUAGCCCUUAACAAGCGCAGCAAAGAGGCCGAGUCAGCCUUCCUCGGAGUCUACAAACAGCUGAUCGAAGCCCCAGACCCUGCCCCCCUCCUCGAGGCCACACACUCCCUGGAGGAGCGCCUCCAGCAGCUCCAGGGCUCGGACCCGGGCAGCAGGAGCAGGGAGCAGGGCCGCCAGUGGAGGAGGCACUCGGAGGGCCUCGAGAAGCCAGACAACACGGAGGAGGGAGUGUCAGCAGGGGGCGCUCCAGCCUUGGAGACCCGCACCGGCAGCUCUCCUAGUGGCACAGGGUUGCUCCAACAGGGCCAAACACAGGGGGAUGCUGUCGAGAGCGCGGGCGCCCUGGCAGCCAGGCUGGCAGAAGCGGAGGAGAGGAUCAAAGUGCUGCAUGCAGCGCUCACGACCACCCAGACGGAGCUGCUGGAUCUGCGGUGUAAAUAUGACGAGGAGAUGGCGUCCAAGGCCAAGGAGGUCAGCCUGGUGGUGAGGAACCUGGAGAAGGCGAGCCAGAGGGCAGAGGCAGCGCAGAGGGAGGUGGAUCGGCUGAGAGAACAGCUUGACACCAUCCACAGCGCUUCCCAGUCGCGGAACCAUCCGGCAGAAGACCCUAAUGUGGAGAGGGAGCUGUCGGGGAGCCCGCCGUCCCAGCUGGAGAGCGCAUUGUUGGCCAAGGACCGCGAGAUCCUCCGGCUGCUGGAGAAUGUCCAGAGGCUCCAGUUCACGCUGCAAGAGGUCCAGGAGGUGUCGGCCAAUCGCAUCGCAGAGCUGGAGCGCCAGCUGGCCUUCAAGGCGGAAGCUAUCGAGAGGCUAGAGGCCAAGCUGCGCUCACAGGCGGAUUAUGAGGAGGUGAAAACGGAGCUCAGCAUCCUCAAAGCCAUGAAGCUGGGCUCCUCUGGCGGCAGCUCUUCACAGGCCUCGGACACCCUGCUGGUGGACAAGGAGACCUUUGUGUCCUCCCAGAAAUAUCUUGUGGAAAAGUCCAGAGCCGUGCACAGCAAUGGUGAUGUGACAGAUGAGGAUCACGCAGAGGGGCCAGGGAAGGAGCCCGGAAGGCCCGUGGGAUCGGACUCCUCCCCUCCGAGGGUCCACCGAAUGGACAGAAAUUCGUCAUCCAGCCCCGGGCUCCCUGGCUCUGCCCCCCACGAGCCCCCACGCCCAUUCUCCGCCUCGCCCUUCCCCGGGGAGAGGCUGUCUGCGGAGCACCCACUGCCGAAGCAGCUGCUUUCGCCUUCGUUCAGGAAGGACACUGGCGGCCCCAUGGCCUUCCCCACAGCGCUGUACGCUGCCAAGGCGGCACUCCUGUCGGCUUCCGGCGGUGAGGCUGGCCCCCCCAGCGACCAGUCGGAGAGCGGCGGUUCCAGUGCCGGCGACGAGGACCAGCUGGACACGGCCGAGAUCGCCUACCAGGUGAAGGAGCAGCUGCUCAAACACAACAUCGGGCAGCGGGUCUUCGGCCACUACGUGCUCGGCUUGUCCCAGGGCUCUGUGAGCGAGAUCCUGGCGCGGCCCAAGCCCUGGCGCAAGCUCACCGUCAAAGGCAAGGAGCCCUUCAUCAAGAUGAGGCAGUUCCUGUCCGACGAGCAGAACAUCCUGGCACUGCGCACCAUCCAGGUCCGUCAGCGAGGGAGCAUCACUCCUCGCAUCCGAACUCCAGAAACUGGGUCGGAUGACGCCAUUAAGAACAUCCUGGAGCAGGCCAAGAAGGAGAUUCAGUCCCAGCGAGGAGGAGAAGGCAAGCCCUCCCCGGGUGGCUCUUCAUCCAGGACCAGUGGCAGUGGGGGCAGCGCAGGAAACAGCUCAGACGACACCAUCAAGAGCAUCCUGGAGCAGGCAAGGAGGGAGAUGGAGGCGCAGCAGCAGGCGCUCAUGGAGAUGGAGGCAUGCGGCCGGGGCAGGACUGUGGGGGCGGCCGGGGAGCGGCUACCCCUACCCCUCAACACACCUCCCAGGGGGAUGCCCCUGCCCACAACCUACAUCAAGCAGGAGGAGGGAGGAACAAUGCCGGUGGGCAUGGCCAACCCCAGCGGAGGGGGGGGCAGCACCCCUCAGACCCCAUUGGGAGUCCUUUCCCCGGCGGCGUUUGUCCAGAACAUCAUCCGUAAGGUGAAAUCCGAGAUCGGCGAGGCUGGGUCCUACUUUGAUCAACACUGGUCGGUGGAGCGCAGCGGGGCGGCUGCGGCGAGCGGCGACGGGGCCCUGCGCUCCUACGCCUCCAACUCCUCAUCCCCGGCCCACUCCUCGUCCUCCUCGGGCCACUCUGCCCUGCCCCGCCCCUGGCCACGCCCAGACAACAGCGAAGGUCUGCCCAGCGGCGAGGAAGCAUCUGCUGGGGAGGAAGAGGUAGGGCGGCCGGUGGAGGUGAAGGUGGAGGCAGAGGUCUCGGCCAACGGGGACGUUCCCUGCGCGGGGCGGCUCUCCUACUACCCGGCGUACAUCCCACGUGCCCUCAAGCCUACCGUGCCACCCCUGACGCCCGAGCAGUACGAGACGUACAUGUACCGUGAGGUGGACACCAUCGAGCUGACGAGGCAGGUGAAGGAGAAGUUGGCCAAGAACGGCAUCUGCCAGAGGAUCUUUGGCGAGAAGGUCCUUGGUCUGUCCCAAGGCAGCGUGAGUGACAUGCUGUCCCGACCCAAGCCGUGGAGCAAGCUAACCCAGAAGGGCCGUGAACCCUUCAUCCGCAUGCAGCUGUGGCUGCUGGAUCAGUUGGGCCAGAGCUUGAGCCAGGUGCCAAACCAAGGCCCUUUGCUGGACAGGAGCCCCGCCACAGCUCAGCCUUCCCCCUCGCCACCGCCAAGUCCUGCCAGGAGCCCAUCCAGCCCCGAGAGGGAACCUGUAGGUCUUGCAUCUGACAGCAGCAAGGAGAACCAGCAGCCUGAGGGCAUCAGCCCCACCCCAGAGCCCCUGGGAGGGAAGGCCACACCCAGUCCUGCUCCCUCGCACCCUCCGCACACCCCGCUGGGCAUCCAGGAGCUGGUGGCCAUGUCGCCUGAGUUGGAUACCUACAGCAUCACCAAGAGGGUGAAAGAGGUUCUGACAGACAACAACCUGGGUCAGCGGCUGUUCGGGGAGAGCAUCCUGGGCCUUACCCAGGGCUCCGUGUCGGACCUGCUCUCGAGACCCAAGCCCUGGCACAAGCUCAGCCUCAAGGGAAGGGAGCCCUUUGUCCGCAUGCAGCUGUGGCUCAACGACCCCCACAACGUGGAGAAGCUGAGGGACAUGAAAAAGUUGGAGAAGAAAGCCUACCUGAAGAGACGUUACGGAUUGCUAAGCGCGGGUUCUGACAGCGACUCACCCGGGGCCCGCUCCGACUGUCCCAGUCCUGGCCCGCUCCCUGGGUCUGGCUCCGGACCCACAGCAGUAGAGCCGUGCCCCAUUGGCCAGGCCAAGAAGCCCCGUGUGGUGCUGGCGGCCGGGGAAAAGGAGGCCCUGAAGAGGGCGUACCUGCUGGAGCCGUACCCAUCCCAGCACACCAUCGAGGUGCUGGCCGCCCAGCUCAACCUCCGGACCAACACUGUCAUCAACUGGUUCCACAAUUACAGGUCUCGGAUGCGACGUGAGGUCUUGACGGAAGGCCUCCAGGAAAAUGACUUGGACUCUGAGGCCACCGUGUAUGCCACGCCCCCUGCCCAUAGCCCCACCUCUGACAGUGAGGAGAGGAAGCAGCCACACCUCGAUCGCUCCUCGAGGUGCCGCCACGUGCACAACGGUGUGCAGCACCCUCCGACGGUUAUCAAACAGGAGGCCCCUGAGGUGAAGGGCGAGGAGGAGGAAGGUGCUGAAGAUGGGGAGAUGGCAAGGGGGAAAUGCAGGAACCAAACGAGUUGCGUUUCCAUGGAGACCUGGUGCCCGCAGUUGAAAACAGAGUGUGAAGACCAGGAAGCCCUCUGCAGGGAGCCGACGCCAGCUCAGCGGUGCCCCACAAGCCUCAGGGAUGACGGGGCCAUGUGCAGCCAGGUUCCAUCUGCCCUGCUGGGAUCCUUGUCCCCCAGCACCCCCCAGAGGCCCAGCCAGUCUCGACAGGAGGGCGAUGACCCCAACAAACAGGCUGCUGACCCGGCCAGCUUCAAGGCAGCAUCGGAACCCGCCCGUGGUAGCCUGGAGGUGUCACUCAACUCUCCCUCCGCAGCUUCUUCGCCAGGCCUCAUGCUGUCCGUGUCACCUGUCCCUUCAUCCUCAGCUCCCAUAUCCCCGUCGCCACCAAACCCCGCCCCUUCCGCCGGUCCCAUCCGUAGCUUGGACCCCACAGCAACUCAGAACACCAAACUCAGCCGGAGGCGCAAUGAGAAAAUGGCCAACCUGGACAAUAUCAUCCACCGGCUGGAGCGAGCUGCCAACCGCGAGGAAACAUUGGAGUGGGAGUUCUAAACCACCUAGGAUCCCGUUCACUCCAUGGAGGCAAAACGCAGCCCUGGGUUGGAGGGGGAUGGGGAAGAGCUGCUGCAGUGUCCCUCCCAGCCAGGCGGUGGAGCGUAGCGCCAUCCCUUGAGAAGCUGGCUUCGUCCCUGUUCGCUCUCGCCUCCGAGCAGGAUGGACUGCUCAGCAGUUGCAAACUGUUCAACAGACAUUUAAAAAAGGAAGGAAAGAAGAAAUUAUUUAUAAACGUGUUUUACGUAUUUUGAUAAAGGACCCUACUUUGAGAUAUAUGUGACAGCCCUAGCUGUUGUGUUUUAAAUAAUGAGAGACGGGGAACACUUCCCAGCUGCGGUGUCAUGAAAUGCACACUGACACUCUGUAGUUUGCCACUGGGUGAGAUUAAAAAAAAAGACUUUGUCUUAAGCCAUCAAAAGCACUAUAAGUUAUUUAAAAGAGAGACUGACCAAAUUUGCUACUUUUUGAAUAGCAAUUUUUUGAUUUUUUUUUCUGUCUUUAAGACGAUAGUUUUAACAUCAAGUUAUACACAAAAUGUUAAUUAAAUUGACUGAGGGCAUAGUCCUUAAAAAGACUCUAAAUAGCAAACACGAUGUACGUAAAUUAGUUUUCUUGCCAAUAUGUUUUUGGAACAUUUGUAACACAGAAGCGUGUCAUGUGUGGUCGUACAUGUUGUAGAGUCGUCUGCAAUAGCCUUGUCCCAACACGACGUGGCAUGGUACUUCAACUUUUACCCUGUCCCCCCCAUAGUUAGUAAUGUGAUAGACUUGGAAAAAAAGUUGGAGAAAAUGUACAAAAAACAAUGGAAAAAAUGGAAAUGCAAAUUUUAACAGUUAGAGCCUUGUUAGUAGAUUUUUUAUUCCCCAGAGUUUUUUUUUUUUUUGAGGUUUAGUAAAGCCAGGGUAUUGUUUGUACACAUGAGUACAAUUUGCAUCUCUGCAGUUUCAUGUUUACCUCUAAAAGCGUCUAGGGUGCUGCGAUUUUGAGGAACACGAACCUCAUUGGUUGGAACAUCACAAAAAGUUUGCUGAACCAGCCUCUUUUGCAGAGCGACAGCGAGUAUCAUCUACCUGAGCCAACAGUCCACAUACCUUCUACAUAAAUACCACAAAAAAAUAUGUUGUACCAUGGGUCAGCAAUGAAUGCACCCCCACAGCUCUGGAGAUCCUUGGGCCUGGUUUUAUCAUAAAAGGGGCUUAUUAAUGAUUAUUUUUGCAUGCUGCUAUGACAGCAGGUUUCCCUACUCUCGUGUGACACAUGGGUUAAUAUAUGCUCUUCUUGAUCCUUUCUGGUUGAUUCCCCAUGUUUGUAUUUUCCUUCUUCAUGGCAACAUCACUAAGAUCCAAUUUUUUGUUUUUCCACAAAGUCCAUUCUAAAUUUCCAAAGGCGUGUUUCAUGAUGGGGUGAAUUUAGUCCAGUCUGUCUUUCUGGGGUGUGUCAAAUGCAGUUUUUCAUGUGGUAAUUCUUGGAAAAUGACUCCACUGAGUACACAGAGAUGCAGACAUGAAGGAGGGGAAGCUGGCAGCGUGGCCCCGUCAUGGAUGCCUUGUUGUAUCUCACACGGGUGGACCUGCGGGACAAUCCUUCACCGGUGACAACUCACCCCAGUGGCACCGCUUUUCUUUUCCAUCUUAAUUUGCAAUUUCAUCCCGGAACUGAAAACAAGCGAUGCACUUCUGGCACAACCAGAACCCUUUUUUAGGUGAUACUAUGUCUCAUCACUUCUUGCCUUUAAAUGUUAAGUGAAAGUCCAGCAUAAAUAUGAGUUGCUGUUUUUAAAGUUAUUCAUACUGAGUCAAGAUGUCCAAAUAUCGAUCGGUUUAUAAUUAUAUGAAUAGCUGCCCUAUACACUAUGUAAGACUAUGCCAAGUCAAAAACAAGAGACCCGAUUGGGUAUGUGUACGCAGUGAAACAGGCAUCACCAAGAAUAUUAUAACGCCAUGGAAAGCAGAAAUCUUUGUUCACCAAGAUCCAUUAAUGAGCUGUCAGCGACUGAGUCUGAAAUUUGGUUCAUUAAGGUUCCUCAAGGUUUGUGUUUUUUUCUCCCCCUCAUGACAGCAGCAACUUUUUUACCGUGUUCUGUACCUGCUGUGAAAUCCAGUGGCCGACAUGUGUACCGUAGCUCCACAAUUACCUCCUGCGCGAGCUCCUUACAGCACUUAGAUCUCAAGAAUUUUCAAGAAAGUGACAAAACACUCAAUUUAAAUAACUGUUUUUUUUUUUUUU
Molecule: messenger RNA, 6876 nt
Organism: Scleropages formosus (Asian bonytongue)
Lineage: Eukaryota; Metazoa; Chordata; Actinopteri; Osteoglossiformes; Osteoglossidae
Gene: cux2b
Product: cut-like homeobox 2b
Exons: 22
Coding region: 1-4647 (1548 amino acids)
Biological process (GO): regulation of transcription by RNA polymerase II
Cellular component (GO): nucleus
Molecular function (GO): DNA-binding transcription factor activity, RNA polymerase II-specific; RNA polymerase II transcription regulatory region sequence-specific DNA binding
Source: RefSeq, a predicted model, not a curated record